GGAGGGGGACGAGUGGCAGCGGCUGCGGCGGCUGCUGGGGCGGCUGCUCCUGUCCCCGGGGGUGGCCUCGUCCUUCGCGGGGCCGGUGGCCGCCGUGGUGACCGACCUGCUGGGGCGGCUGCCGGCCCAGCGCCAGCACCACCAGCACCCCCAGCACCUGGUGCAGGAUCUGGCCACCGAGUUCUGCAAGUUCGGCCUGGAAGGCAUCUCCUCCAUCCUUUUCUCCUCCCGCCUGGGCUGCCUGGAGCAGGAGGUCCCAGGGGACACAGAGACCUUCCUGGGGGCCAUCAGGACCGUGCCCGUGUUCCUGCUGCCCCUGCCCACCAUGGCCCUGCCCCGGCCCCUCCUGCGCCUGCGACCACCCCCCUGGAGGAGCUUCUGCCAGGCCUGGGACUACGUGUUCACCUUUGCCAAGGGUCACAUUGACCGGCGUGUGGCUGAGGUGGCUGCUCGGGGGGAUGUGGCAGGGGAUACAUGUGUCACCGACCAGCUGGCCCGGGAGAAGGUCCCCAUGGAGGUGAUCUACGGGAAUGUCACCGAGCUGCUGCUGGCCGGGGUGGACACGAUCUCCAGCACUCUGUCCUGGAGCCUGUACGAGCUGGCCCGGCACCCCUGGGUGCAGGACGCCCUGCACCGCCAGCUCGUGGCCACCGUGGCCAGUGGGCAACCGGCCAGCGCGCUGGGCAGUGUCCCCCUGCUGAGGGCUGUGGUGAAGGAGACCCUCAGGCUCUAUCCUGUCAUCCCUGGAAAUGCCCGCGUUGUCCCUGACCGGGACAUCCAGGUGGGCGAGUUCCUGGUGCCACGGGAGACCCUCAUCACUCUCUGUCAUUACGUCACCUCCCGGGACAGCCGCUACUUCCCCUCCCCUGACUCCUUCAUGCCGGAGCGGUGGCUGCGGGGGGGGACAAGUCCCCAGGGAUGUCCCCAGGGCCCCCCCCGGGGUCCCCCCCACCCCUUUGCCUCCCUCCCCUUCGGCCUGGGCAAGCGCAGCUGCGUGGGGCGACGUGUGGCCGAGCUGGAGCUUCACCAGGCGCUGGCACAGAUCCUGCUGCACUUCGAGGUGCGUCCAGAGCCUGGUGGGUCCCGUGUCCUUCCCAUGACCCGGACCCUGCUGGUCCCCGAAGCCACCAUCAACCUCCAGUUCCUCACCCGGUGA
Molecule: messenger RNA, 1156 nt
Organism: Chaetura pelagica (chimney swift)
Lineage: Eukaryota; Metazoa; Chordata; Aves; Apodiformes; Apodidae
Product: 25-hydroxyvitamin D-1 alpha hydroxylase, mitochondrial
Exons: 9
Biological process (GO): cortisol metabolic process; cholesterol metabolic process; C21-steroid hormone biosynthetic process
Cellular component (GO): mitochondrial inner membrane
Molecular function (GO): iron ion binding; monooxygenase activity; oxidoreductase activity, acting on paired donors, with incorporation or reduction of molecular oxygen
Source: RefSeq, a predicted model, not a curated record